AUGGUGUCCGCUCGCUAUCUUAUCGGUACCACUCUGGCCGUGGCCAGCGUCUCGGCCGUUGCUGUUCCCGAGUCUGAGGACGUCCUGGAGCAGGCAUCCCGUCUGCUCAAGCGCCAAGAGCCGGGGACGCCUGCCUACAACUGCCACAACACCUGUGGACAAGCUCUGCGCCAGGGUCGCUUCAGCGGCGACGGCCGUUGCUCCAACGACAUCUUCCUGACAAACUACAAGAACUGCCUGCAGUGCUCCGGUCCCGACAACCACAACAUCUGGAUCUACUACGGCAACAGCCUCGGCAACUAUGGCCGGGCCUGCAGCCUCUCCACGACCCCGCUGUCCGGGAAGCAGCCCGACGUCCCCGAGGCCAUCCCCGCCGUCGAGCCCGGCGCGGCCACGGCGACGUCGGCUGCCGCGUCUUCGGCUGCCGCCCCGUCGACCGGGCCGCGCGAGACGACCACACCCUCGGCUGCGGCGGCGCCGUCGUCCGCCUCGGGCUCGUCGUCGUCGUCGUCGUCGUCUGCAGCCACCACCACCACCACCAGCCCGGUCAGUGCCCCCUCGUCAGCUUCCGCAUCUGCCGGCAGUAGCACUGCUAGCCGCACGACGUCGUCGGCUUCGGGCCGUCCUUCUUCCAGCGGAGGCGGCAGCUCGACUUCGCGCGUCAAUGUUCCG
This is a messenger RNA of Pyricularia pennisetigena, 672 nucleotides long. RefSeq lists its product as uncharacterized. Lineage: Eukaryota; Fungi; Ascomycota; Sordariomycetes; Magnaporthales; Pyriculariaceae. The transcript has 2 exons. The annotation marks the transcript as partial. The record is from RefSeq and is a predicted model, not a curated record.